Molecule: messenger RNA, 10559 nt
Organism: Xyrichtys novacula (pearly razorfish)
Lineage: Eukaryota; Metazoa; Chordata; Actinopteri; Labriformes; Labridae
Source: the annotation of a GenBank genome assembly
UAAAUACGAAAUAUGAAGGUACACGACCAAAAUCUCCCCCGGAAUAGUUGACCGGUCCUCGCGCUGCUGCUGUUCUCUAAUCCAAAACGCUGUGAUAUAAACUCCACCUUUAGAAAUGUAUUUAACCAAUGAGCUAACGCAGCGUCACAGACAAAUUUGAAUAUUCAUCGUUUUUCGCGGGCUUUCAGUGUCACGUGGUUGUUUCGCGGGAAAAAGUCUCCCGGCAGGAAGAAGAAAGUUACUUCACAAGAGGCAGACAGACAGAGCAGCACAAUGGCGGUGAGUGAAAUCAUUAAAAAUAUAGUUAAAAUGUCGAGGAGUUAAGUUUCCAAUUACUGAUAAGGGAGAGAGAGAGAGAGUGAAAUUACGCAGAUUUGUGUUCUUAAAGUAUUGUUUUGGUAUAAUAAGUUUGCCACUAAUCCAGAUCAUAACAAUGACAGAUCUGUUAAGAGUCAGAAUUCAACAGACACGUUAUAUUUUAAGGUCUAAUCUGUCAUUUACGUUUAUGUUACUUUUUCAGCACCCAUAUUCGCUUUCUAGUAUAAAUAAAUAUCAGCAAUGAUCUUUUUCCGCUUUGUUUGUCCUCUUGCUGAUCUGCCAUGUGGUUGUGUAGCUCUUUGUAUAGUUAUUCAAAGACUUGAAUCCACUUCAAAACGAACAAAACGAUCGUUCUGCACAUUAUCCACAAAAAUCACGUUUACUGUAUUAAGUCAUGCACCAUUUACCCUUAAUUUUGGGGUGACUAUGUUUUUCUAUGAUCAUAGCCAGCAUUGAGUCAUUGUUUCCUUUUAUUUAUGCUUACUAACCAAAUUAAAACUGAAAAUCAAAACACUCUAUAGAGAUAUGCACUUGACAAAUAAUGCAGAACAUAUAUCUAGAAAAUGCAAAUUAUAUGCUGGAUUGUAAAUUCAUAUACUCGAAGAAACGUGGUUAUGACUCAAUUAUCAAGCCUUACAUUGAAAACGUUUUAAUUUAAGUGACAUUGAAGUUUUCAAAACGCUAACUAAAAGCUUUACAAGCAGAAAUAUACUCAACGUGUACACUGUUUUAUUUUUGACUGAUACUUAUAAAUGCAUUGAAUUAGUUUGUGGGAAAUGUUUUGUACAACUCUGAAAACACUGCAGCUGAUGAACAGGGGGAGGCAAGAAAACUGCUCAGACCAGACUUAACAAAAAUUUAGAAAAUAAACAGUAUAAAAAUUAAGAAAGUAAGGAAAAAGUAAUCUAAUAAAUGGGUUUAUUACGAUCUUGUGAUCAGGAUUCCUCUGAGUCGUUCCACAUGGCCACCAGCCCCAGCCGAGCCUCCAGGAGAGGGGACCCGACCUCCAGCCCGGGUCGAGACCUUCCCCCCUUUGAGGAUGAGUCGGAGGGGCUGCUGGGUGAGGGACCGCUGCCCGGGGAGGAGGAGGAAGACGGAGAUGGAGAGGAGCUGAUUGGGGAUGGGAUGGAGAGGUAAGGGCAGGGUCAGGGUUUAAUGAAAAGAUUUGAUGUAGUUUUUAUUUUAUUCUAUUUUUUUUGAUGACCAUUUCCUCACUUUGCUUAGGGACUAUCGAGCCAUCCCAGCCCUGGAUCGGUAUGAGGCUGAGGGCCUGGACCUAGAUGAAGAAGACCUGUCGGAGAUGUCGCCUGGAGCUCGGGCUGCUGCUGAGGAGGAGAUGAGGAGGAGGGACAGGGAGCAAGGAAUCAGAGGGAGGCUGAGGAGAGGACUGCUCUACGGUGAGGAGGAGAGGGAUUCAUGCUCAGCGUCUUUUUCUUUCCUUGACCAGUCAGAGAAAACAAACUCUUAACAGAAGGGCAAGAACAGAGGGGUGAUGUGAUGCAGGAGUGGAUGGUAGUUUGUUUGGUUUGAGUGUGUCAAUACCUCACAUGAAGAAAAAUCAUGUAAAAUGGCGAGAAGGGGGGAAAAAAGUUUCAACUCUGGAAAAGUGGACAAAUUCUGGAGAGAAAUUAGGAAAAACUGUUGAUAACGUGUGAAUUUUGUUUUGUUCCAGACAGCGAAGAUGAGGAUGAUGAGCGUCCGGCAGCCCGGCGUCGACGAUUGGCUGAGCGAGCAGCAGAAGGCGUGGCUGAAGGAGAGGACGAGGAGAUGAUCGAGAGCAUUGAGAACCUGGAGGACAUGAAGGUUCAGUAGAUACUGAUGGUUUAUUAGAAGUUUGGAUGGUAACCAUGUGGUGCUGGAUCUGAUCUGACAGUGUUUUUUCUGUCCUGCAGGGUCACACAGUGAGAGAGUGGGUCUCCAUGAUGGCUCCUCGCCUCGAGAUCUACAACCGCUUCAAAAACUUCCUGCGGACCCAUGUGGAUGAGAACGGGCACAACGUGUUCAAGGAGAAGAUCAGCGACAUGUGCAAAGGUAAGAGGUCAUGACAUUCAUAAUGGGGUGUGUUAUUUUAUUUAUUCUCUAGACUGUCAAAGUAACCUGAGAGUGUCUAGAAGUGCAAGUGUAAAAGUGUGUUUUGUGUCUCUUCUUUUAUCUGAUGUAAAACUGUGUGUUUGUGUUUCCUGUUUGUCUGCAGAGAAUAAGGAGAGUCUGGUUGUAAACUAUGAAGAUCUGGCAGCCAGAGAACACGUUUUGGCUUAUUUCUUACCCGAGGCUCCGUCAGAGAUGUUAAAGGUGAGUUCAGUUCAGUUAAAAAGAGGAGCUUUUUGAAUAUUUGAGUUUUUUGGAUAAAAGCUGCUUUAAACAAAAAAAUCUGAUAUUUUUGUCUCAUUAUCGUAGAAAGAGUUAAGUAUUCCUCACAUUUGUUAAAAAUCGAGUUGAGCAAAAACAAAAGACUGAUCACUUGGAUGUCCCUGGUCUAAAACAACUUUUUUAGGACCUAUAUCUUGAAUUAGCAUAAAAACAGGCACUGCUCUGUAGAGAAAAUCACUGCACAGGCUCAUAGUCUGUUACAACAUCCAAAAAUGCUGAUUAAAGCUGAACCACGCAGAGAGGACAUCGAAUAGAAAAGUGAAAAACUGUUUUUGAUCUUUCUGUCUUUUCUUGAUCAGAUUUUUGAUGAAGCAGCUAAAGAAGUCGUUCUGGCCAUGUACCCGAAGUACGACCGCAUCGCCCACGAGAUCCACGUCCGGAUCUGCAACCUGCCGCUGGUGGAGGAGAUCCGCUCACUUAGGUGAGACUGGACUAAGAGUAUGCAAUGAUGAAACACUAAAAAGGUCCAAGCUCAGGUUUGGUUUUCCCCAUAAGUUUAUUUAAAAGCAUCAUAAAUAUAUAGACCUGCAAACAAAUUACACUGAUAUAUGAGCUCAAGUUACAAGUUAUUGGAGAGAUUAAAACAUGCACUCAUGUUUUAGAUCAUCAUUUAUGGUUUCAUGAAUCUUUGUGUUACAUAAGUAAAUGCACCUGCCCUGGUUUUCUCCAUAAGUCCACAAACUCUGAAUGAAUCAUUUCCCCCUAAAAGCCGAGCAGCCACCUGCAUCAUCACGAGCAGAUGAGGUCUUUAAUAAUGCAUGCUGUUAUUGCACAAACACUUCUCCCCCCCAAAAACCUGCAAAAACAAAUAUUGACUUAAAAUUCCUGAUGAUAAAAUCUAACAUCCCUGACUCUCUUCCUCCCCCGCCUCCUCCUCCUCUUUGUAUGCAGGCAGCUCCACCUGAACCAGCUGAUCCGGACCAGCGGUGUGGUGAGCAGCUGCACAGGCGUGCUGCCUCAGCUCGGGAUGGUGAAGUACAACUGUAACAAGUGUAACUUUGUGCUGGGGCCGUUCUUCCAGUCCCAGAACCAGGAGGUGAAACCCGGAUCCUGUCCAGAGUGUCAGUCCCUCGGACCCUUCGAGAUCAACAUGGAGGAGGUGAGACGAUCCUGAGAGGUGGAGGAUGAGCGUCUCAUGAGUUUAGAAGUGUCAGAAAAGAAACUACUGAAAAACAACAGUUUAUCCCUUUAAUCUCAGAGUAAAUCACCUCCUUUUGCUUUAUUUCAGAGAAAUCAGACCGAUAAUGCUGGUUCACCUUUUUCUUGUUUAUCUCCUGUCAUGAUUUAACCGAUGGCUUUGUCUCUGUGUCUUCUUCCUGUAGACUGUGUACCAAAACUACCAGCGAAUCACCAUCCAGGAAAGCCCUGGUAAGGUCGCUGCAGGCCGCCUGCCGCGCUCCAAAGACGCCAUCCUGCUGGCUGACCUUGUGGACAGCUGCAAACCCGGAGAUGAGAUUGUGAGUUCGGCACGAAUGAAUCAUAAAUCAAAAACUGUCGCCAUUAUAAAGUAUUUAAACGUUCUCUUGCUGGUCUGUGUUUCUUCAGGAGCUGACAGGAAUCUACCACAACAACUACGACGGCUCUCUGAACAUGGCCAACGGCUUCCCCGUGUUUGCCACUGUCAUUCUGGCCAAUCACAUCACUUGCAAGGACGACGGCAUGGCUGUGGCCGAGCUGACGGAUGAAGACGUCAAAGCCAUUGUUGCUCUGUCCAAAGAUGAGCGCAUCGGAGAGAGGGUGAGGACACACACACACGGUGACACUUUCCUGCUUUCCAUCUGAUCUGCAGAAAAGUGAUUAUGUCGUAUUUUUUGUCCUCAAGUUUUAAAUCAGGCAGACAGGUUAUGAAUCUUGUACUGGAGCGAUUUUAUUGAAAUGGGUUCCUAAUAUAUUUUGUCCAUUUCACUGGAAACAAGUAUGAGGAGCCCAAAUGAAUAGGAACACCUUUCAGUAAAAUGCUCUCAAGUACACCGCCAACAUCCUGUACGACUUCCACAGUUCAUAAAUGGAACAAUAAGCACUAAAUUCAGAGGUUUUGAUUUGUUUUGGGUUGUAUUAAAUUUCCAGGUGGACUUCAUGUCAGUAAAGGUUUCUCCUGACUUUUCUGUAACUCCUUUGUCCUCUCUGCAGGUUUUUGCCAGCAUGGCUCCGUCCAUCUACGGUCACGAGGACAUCAAACGGGCGCUCGCUCUAUCUCUGUUUGGAGGAGAGCCCAAAAAUCCAGGUGACACUUUCAGCUUUCUACCUGGAACUGAAGCACCGCCUUGUGUGUGUCCUUGUGCUUCUCGCUGAGUUUUCUAUCAACUGUCAAUGCUCUCCUCCAGGUGGGAAACACAAGGUGAGAGGAGACAUCAACGUGCUGCUGUGUGGAGACCCGGGCACCGCCAAGUCCCAGUUCCUCAAGUACGUAUAAAGUUUGUAACCCUCUGCAAACAUUAAAAGUAAACUAAACUUAAUUUAAAAUCAACUUUUUAGAAGUGAAAUAUUUUUAGCUUUUACGGAUUUAUUCAGAGAGUCAGAGCAGGAGACUGGGAGCACAGUCCUCCUGAUUUCAGACCUAAACCUGCAGUGAAAUUCAGAGGAGAGACCAGGGGCCGUAUGCACGUUGCUUGGCAAAACGCGUUUAGCGGGCUAAACGCGUUUAACUCCUAAACGCCAAAAAUGUCGGUAUGCACGUCACUUCGUAUAGCCGUUCCUAUACGGAUUUUCGCGUUUAAAGUUAUCGCACCUCUGGGGGUCCAAUAGCGGGUCUAAACGCGUUUAAAUACGGCGGCACUCUUGUUGUUCCAAGGAAGACAGCGGCGACAAUUGCGUCGAAACAGGAUUUUUCGUGACAGAAAACACCCUUCGACACGUAUGACGACCACGAAGUGUUCCGUAAGUUUAGAUUUCGACAGCACCAUAUUCUCGACCUCACACAGGAGAUUUCCACUGAAAUUGAACUUUCGAACCGAGGAUUCACCCUCACUCCACUACAACAAGUCCUCGUACCCUUACGGUACUACGCCACUUCUUCUUUCCAAGACGUGUGUGGGGAGUUAGUAGGAGUGGAUCAGUCGACAGUCAGUCGAACCGUCACUCGAGCGUCACUCGACCCGUGUAAGACACAGUAAACGCGGUUAGCUAUACGGUUCCGUUUACAGCAUUGUGCAUACCAAAAUCGUAUAGGAACUAAACGCGUUUAAGCCCUAAUCGCGUUUACGCUAAACGCUUUCAACGUGCAUACGGGCCCAGGAGCUGAACUGUUACUGUUUUAAUCUGCAGGUAUGUAGAGAAGGUGGCGAGCCGCGCCGUGUUCACUACAGGUCAGGGAGCGUCUGCUGUUGGUCUGACCGCCUACGUUCAGAGACACCCGGUCAGCAGAGAGUGGACGCUGGAGGCCGGAGCGCUCGUGUUAGCUGACCGUGGAGUGUGUCUGAUUGACGAGUUCGACAAGGUGAGUCCAGAGGAGCGGCUUUAGUUUCAUACGAAGAUUAUUCGUAUGUGGGAAAAUGAGCAAACCUGUGAGCACCGUGUUUCUGCAGAUGAACGACGCAGACCGGACCAGUAUCCAUGAGGCGAUGGAGCAGCAGAGCAUCUCCAUCUCUAAAGCCGGCAUCGUCACCUCACUGCAGGCCAGGUGCACCGUCAUCGCCGCUUCUAACCCCAUCGGUAAGAUACACAGCGAGGAAUCAAAGGUGAUGAUUCCCACACCCCUGAAAUGCCUCCUUAGUCUCUGAAAAUGAGGCUGAAAAGUAAAAUUCACAAAUAUCAAAUGUUCCCCUGCCGGUGUUAAAAAAAAACAAAAAAACACGUUUGACAAUAAAAAAUCAAAAUCUAUGAGGGACAUAAAAGACAUCUCUCUGUCUCUCUCUUAGGCUGUAUUGGGACAAAGGAAAAAGUGCAGAGAAAGUGAAUUUCGUUUCACUACGCUGGUGCUACGUGUUCAAUGCAUUUUUGUAUAGACAAUACCCUUCUGGACUUUGGGUUAAAAUAUCUACUCAGACUAUCUGUCCGACUUUUGUCACCAACCAGAAAUGUACAUAUGUGAGUAACACAAAAAAACGAUUAUAUGGUGCUGCUGUUUUUUCUUAUAGAAACUGCUAUGUUGAUUCUGGCAAGACAAAAUCUUUCUCAAAUGUCAUGAAUACAUCGACCUAAAAUCUGAAACAGUUAUUGGUGCCUUAGUAUACGCAUAAGUGAAUUCAGAUUAUGAAAUGUAGGAAAUUUCUUGAAGAAAACGUCUCAACUCAAGUGAUUUGCACCCAGCACAAUGAAAUAUAUACAGUAAAUUUAGCUAAAAGCUUAUGUUUCAUACAUAAAAAUGACACAACCUACUGUGUAAUAAAAGCAAUGAAAUAUAAACAGCACAUCGUGGCCAUAAAUGGCUGAUAAUCAGUCAAAUUGCUACCAGGCCAAAAUUGGAAUAAUGGAAAAAAUGUAACAAGACAAAAAUAAAUGCACAAAAGAUCUGAAUUAAUUCAAAAAAUUGUAUAAAACAUUUAUUCAAGUAUCACAGUGUCAAAACAUCUGACAUUUAUCAAUCCUUCCAGAAUAUGAAAAUAAAGAUCAAAACACAAACAAGGACAAAUGUAGAACAAAUAUCAAAAUAUAAAAACAAAACAAAUUGUACAUGGCGUAUAUUACGCAUCACUAUCACUUUAAUCAGUCAUCAUCCCAUACAGCUCUUUCUUCUGUUUCCUUUGAAGCAUUCUCACAUACUUGGCACCGACAUGAAUCUGUACAAGAUAGUCUUGCAGACAUACAAGAACAUCGUUGAGUCUCACAUUUGGUUGUUUGGCUUCGUCAGAUUUGCCAGAACUGUCCAUUUCCCCAACAAGUGACGCCCUGUACCAACACUGCAUGACAGUUAACUACCGAGCAGCGGUGAUGAAACAUUCUCUGACUGGUAAAAUGUGUGCCCCUUCACCCAUUAGCAAUGGGUGGCACAUUGAGGAUGGGGAGUUGGCAGUGACAUGGAUGACUACAAAUCCUGCCCCUGAUAGUGUUUUGCAGAUAGUUCACUGUAGUUGCAAGACAACCAAAUCGGCGCAUCGGCAAUGCUGGCUGAAGGGGUUGACUGACCCGCGGCUGCAUCAUGUUCUUGUUUCUCAAACGCCUUUUGCAAAUAAAUCGCUGGUAGUAUGUCAUGUGAAAUCCAGCAUCAUCAGGAACAUUGUCAAAGUCGAUAUCAACGCAAUGUUUAUAAGUUUUUGCAAGGUCCUUUUUCUCACCCCGUUGAGAGGGCCACUUUCUAAUACUAGUUCUGUAAGUUUCCCAUCGUGUCCUUGUAAAGUCAAGAACGUCUUCAUCUGGACAGAUGAUAGAUGCAUAUAGCAUUGUUUCGUUCCUUUUCUAUGCACUUUUGAAGGCUGUUUUCUUUAUUUCCUUUUCUUUUCUUCCUUCUUCCUCCGCUUGUCUCAUUGCUAAAUGCGCUCUUCGCCAUGUUUGUGUAUUUCUGAUACUAUGGCAACGAGACUCGGCUCCUAUUGGUCCACAUGACAAAAAUCGCUUCACCCCUCUGCAUAUUCGAUUGUGCAUGUGCCAGUAUCACUACGCCGCAGAAAGGAAAUAGUUCGACACCGAAACACUGAUUACUAAAAAUCGACAGGAUGGCAUGAGUAGAUAUUUUUUUUAGUACUCACUAUCAAUAGAGCUAUUUUAUGAAUCACAGUUUAUGUUGCCCCACUAAAGUGGAACGAACCAACACGAUCUCACUCAGCCAAUACAGCCUAUCUCUUCUGCACUUCCUGUAGGCGGCAGGUACGACCCCUCCCUCACCUUUGCCGAGAACGUCGACUUGACGGAGCCAAUCGUGUCCCGUUUUGAUGUGCUGUGUGUAGUCAGAGACACUGUGGACCCUGUGCAGGUAAACACACACACACACACACACACACACACACACACACACAGAGGAGUCUAAUUCUGGUUAAACGUGAUUGGCUCUUUCUUUUCCUCCAGGAUGAGAUGCUGGCUCGCUUCGUGGUCGGCUCCCACAUUAAACAUCACCCUAGCAAUAAGGAAGGGGGCGUGGCCUUGGAGGAGAUGAUUCUGCCUAACUCGUCUGACGUACCGCUGAUUCCCCAGGAGCUCAUGAGGAAGUACAUCAUCUACGCCAAAGAGCGGGUAUGAAGACAUGAGGAGCAGCGGUCACUGUAUUUAAUAUUUUCAUGAAUUGAAGAAAAGAAAUUAGCUGAUUUAGAGGAGGACGCUUUCUGUCAUGGUUUUUGUGUCUUUCUUUAGAUAACUAAGUUAAACAGAUGUCUGCUGCUCAUUUUGGAUCUGUAGUCUUUGUUAUUUGACCAUGUGCUUCCUAAAGUGGUAACAUUUCCUGUAAUUUUGCAUGUUUGUUUCUCAUGUUCAAGGUUCAUCCCAAACUGAACCAGAUGGAUCAGGACAAAGUGGCUCGGAUCUACAGCGACCUGCGCAAAGAGUCCAUGGUGAGGACUUGGUCUUUCUGUGACAGAUCUCCGAGGAGGUUUCUGAGGAGUAUUUCUAUGGAAAGUUUUAAAUGUCUGUUUGGACCUUGUGUAGGCGACCGGCAGCAUCCCCAUCACGGUGCGUCACAUCGAGUCGAUGAUCCGGAUGGCAGAGGCUCAUGCUAAGAUGCACUUGAGGGAUUACGUUCUUGAAGAUGACGUGAACAUGGCGAUCAGAGUGAUGCUCGAGAGCUUCAUCGACACGCAGAAGUUCAGUGUGAUGAGGAGCAUGAGGAAGGUGAGACCCUGAGGGUGUUUUUAAAGGUCCAUCAACUUCUGAGGUUCUUCUGAUUCCUAAAGCUGAUGAUGGUUUUUGUGUCCAGACAUUUGCCCGGUACCUGGCCUUCCGCAGAGACAACAACGAGCUGCUGCUGUUCAUCCUGAAGCAGCUGGUGGCUGAGCAGGUCGCCUACCAGAGGAACAGAUACGGAGUCCAGAAUGACACAGUUGAGAUCCCUGAGAAAGACCUGCAUGAUAAGGUAACCUUGGAGUAAAGGAUCCUCUCCAGCAGACCAAACAGCUGCUGAAGGUGGGAUUGGGUUCAUGUCUGUUCCAGGUUUGAAUUGUUUUCGUUUUCCUCCUGCAGGCCAGACAGAUCAACAUCCAUAACCUGUCGGCGUUCUACGACAGCGACCUUUUCCGCUCCAACAGGUUCAGCCAUGACGGGAAGAAGAAGCUGAUCCUGCAGCAGUAUUAAGGUGCACAACGCCUUUUUCCUCCUCCUCCUCGGCUCGUAGUGCUUCAUGGACUCUUCUUUCAAGGACCAACUGGGUCUUUGGAAAGGUGUUGGACCUAAAGGAUUGGCAGGGCUGGCUUUCGCUUAAGACUAAGGAACUUUUUCCAAAACAUCAGAAUUCAUGGAAGUUCAUCGAACAGGGGUAAAACAUACUUUUCAGUAUUUAAGAGUCAGCUUUCAGCCUGUUUCAAGAAAUCAUUUCAGAUUUAGGCUUUGGUUUAAAAUACUUAAAUUCUCCCUUGAAUUAGCAGCGAGUCAGAGGUGGACGUGCCUUAAACAUCCUCACAGAACUUUGGAGUUGCAGGAUUAUUUUUUUUAUUCGUGCUCUUAAAUAGUAUCAGGUCGAUGAAACAUUUGAGAGCCUGCAAAAAUGACCCAGAUGAUCUCCUCCUUCCGGCCUCUGUCCUCAGUCCAGGCUGAUUGUAAAUAGAUGUAAAUGUUUCCGUCUCUGUUUAAAUAAAAGUUUUUUCUCUGUUAGCUGAAGUUAAAAUGAAAAACAUUUUACAGACCUGCUGUGUGUCCAGCUCUCUGUUUCUAGCUCCUGUAAAAAAAAAAAAAAAACUAAAACACAUCAAGUGCUUUGAAAGGUAAAAUAAAGUUUAAUGUUUGUACUGUUGGAUUCACUUGAUGUCAGGUUGUUGGUGUUAUUUGAUAAUAAAAACAAAAGUUAAAAUUGU